This is a messenger RNA of Syzygium oleosum, 2045 nucleotides long. RefSeq names its product CDT1-like protein a, chloroplastic. Gene Ontology annotation, cellular component: nucleus. Gene Ontology annotation, molecular function: DNA polymerase binding; DNA binding. NCBI's taxonomy places the organism in Eukaryota, Viridiplantae, Streptophyta, Magnoliopsida, Myrtales, Myrtaceae. Gene Ontology annotation, biological process: DNA replication preinitiation complex assembly; regulation of DNA-templated DNA replication initiation; DNA replication checkpoint signaling. The coding region runs from base 195 to 1757 and encodes 520 amino acids. The record is from RefSeq and is a predicted model, not a curated record. The transcript is spliced from 7 exons.
CACUUCCCCGACUUCAGUCUCUCUCUCUCUUUCUUCGCUCGGAUCAGACAGACAGAACCCUAGGGUUUCUCCAUCUCUCUCUCUCUCUCGCAAUCGCGCAGGUCCUCUUCGCUUCGAUCUUCCACGCAUCCCGCGAUUCGCGAUCGUUUUUGCUUCCGAUUGGCUCCGGUUUCUGUUGCGAUCGCCGUUCGACGAUGGAUCAGGAGAAAUGCGAGGUGAGCGGAAUGGCGACGAGCUCGGAGGAAUCCGCGUUGGCGUCGCGGACACCUCGGAAGGUCGGCGAGCCUCCGCGGAGCCGGACUGAAGUCGUAGAUGACUUUAGGUACGAGACGAUUGUGGAGCUCUUUGAUCGCAUGACCUGCUCGCUGAGGUUGCUUCGUCUGUGUAAGAAGUCUCCCACGUUUUGGAAUGUCAGCGCUCAGGUGGAAGUUCUUGCGAAAAGAAAAUUUCUAUACAGCCAUCUUGCACAGAUUAAAUACUUACUUCCCGAAGUCAUACAGCUAGAGAAGCUCCUUAUAUACGAUAAGAAAACUUCAUGCAUGAGGCCAGAUAUGAAAAUCACAGUGCAACUUGAUGCCAUUGAGAUUUGCCGUGAACAAUCUGGCUUCGUGGCACUGCGGGAACUUUUCAAGUUGAGGCUUGUUGAUUAUUUCACUGACCAUCCGGAGGCUUCGGUUGUUCCAGAGGCCAUGUUACCUGGGCCUUUUAACCAAGGCAAUCAGAUCAUUGCCGUCCAAGAUACUCUUGGAGAUUCUGCGUUCCAACGUCAGUCAACAGUUGCUGAUGGUGUAAUAUUGCCGGAGGCAUCUGGUUUACCCGAGUCUUUUAGCAGACACUUUUCUCAGAAGGUUGUUGUAUCGGAGAAAACUCAACUUUUAGCAUCACCAGUUACCCUUUCUUCUUCCUCAUGCACCAAUCCUACCAAUCGGGAAUUGCAAGGCAGACAAGAGGGACACUUAAGUGGCGUAUGCCCUGAACCUAUCGGUGAGAUUAACCACAAUAUCAGUAUGGAGCUAGAGGAAGAAGCUUCUUCCAGUUGUUGUACGUCCACCUUCAUUGUUCCUAAUGUUGAAUCGCCUUAUCCACACUCAUCCGUUGACCCUAUCACCAAGGAAAGUCCUGCAGUCAGAUUUUCCUCAUCUUCUGGAACUUUAAGGAUUGACACACCCGCACAGAUGACACCAAAGAGAUCAAUAUCUGGUUGUGACAAUAUUAAAUCAAUGAGUAGCAAACAAUGUCAGUCAUGUCAGAAGCCUGCAAAAAGGUCUCUGGACUUCUCUUCUACAAAAGGUGAUAGAAGUUCCAUGGAUAGAUCAGAGACGUGCAAGCAUGUCCAUGAUUACAGCCCAUGCUCUCCGAAACUUGUGGAAGAAAAGAAUCUCUCAGGUUUUGCAGCGGUAUUGCAUCAGUCACAGGAGAAUGAGAGAGGUCAUCUUUCCAAGGCCGAAACUUCGACCAAAAGAAGUUUAAGAAUGUGCCAGGACCUUUCUUGCUUGAAUCGAAUUGCUGCCACUGUAAAUUAUGUUUUCCAGUCAGUUGGCUGCUCUUCAAUCACUAGAGAAGAGCUUGUACACAAGAUAAUAAUGAAUAACUUUGAAGUUCUUGAGAGAAAGGAGGUUGAAGAGCAGGUUGAGCUUCUUGGGAAAUUGUUUCCUGAUUGGUUCUGCCGAAGAUCAACACAUAGCGGAGAUAUUUUGUAUAGCAUAAGGGAAGGGACAAGCCUGGAGUCAAUUGCGUCGAGGCUCAUCAACAGUUGACAGUGUUGGGAAGCUACCGCAACUUACAGCAGGUAUUUCAUUUGUUGCAAAUUAGACUAGGAGGAGAAGGUGCCAUGAAAUGGUUCAGUUGACAUUGCUUGCGUCUCGAAUAUAUAGUCGAGGUUGUACUUUUUAACAGAUGCAACAGAUUCCCUAGUUACAUGUACUCGGUCCAUUUACAUUCUCGAUUCUUCUUCAUUGCAUCUAUAUGUUUUUUCAUUACCACACUCCAAUCAUGUACACAUUUCCUCAUCAUGCAUUCUAGUAUAAAUAGUUUUUUACACCAAA